AUGGCCUGGAUGGACUAUUCGGCUGGAACAUUCAUGUUAAAUAAAAUGAUACCAUCUGGUCAUAAGUUCGGUUAUGGGGGAGAAGGGACAAAAUCUAGUGGGUCUCAUGGCUCGAAGAAAACACACGGAUGGUUUGGAGGUCUUGGCUCUCAUGGUAAUAAGUUCGGUUUUGGAGGAGCAAGAAAUAUAUCAAGUGAGUCUCAUGGCUCAAAGAAAACGAACGGAUGGUUUGGAGGUCUUGGCUCUCAUGGUAAUAAGUUCGGUUUUGGAGGAGCAAGAAAAAUAUCAAGUGAGUCUCAAGGCUCAAAGAAAACACACGGACGGUUUGGAGGUCUUGGCUCUCAUGGUAAUAAGUUCGGUUUGGGAGGAGCAGGGAAAAUAUCAAGUGAGUCUCAAGGCUCAAAGAAAACACACGGAUGGUUUGGAGGUCUUGGCUCUCAUGGUAAUAUUAAAAGUGGUAAUAAGUUCGGUUUUGGAGGAGCAUUUACAAAAUCAAGUGAGUCUCAUAGCUCGAAGAAAACUCACGAAUCGCUUGGAAGUCAUGGCUCUGAUGGUAGCAGUAAAAGUGGUCCUAAGUUCGGUUUUGGGGGAGCUUGGACAAAAUCGAGUAAGUCUCAUGGCUCGAAAGAAAGUCACGAAUCGGUUGGAAGCCAUAGCUCUCAUGGUAGUAGUAAAAGUGGUAAUAAGUUCGGUUUGGGGGGAGCUUGGACAAAAUCAAGUGAUUCUCAUGGCUCGAAGAAAACUCACGAAUCGCUUGGAAGUCAUGGCUAUGAUGGUAGCAGUAAAAGUGGUCCUAAGUUCGGUUUUGGAGGAACGCUGACAAAAUCAAGUGAGUCUCAUGGCUCGAAAGAAACUCACGUAUCAGUUGGAAGUCAUGCCUCUGAUGGUAGCAGUAAUAGUGUUCCUAAGUUCGGUUUGGGGGGAGCUUGGACAAAAUCAAGUGAGUCUCAUGGCUCGAAGAAAUCUUACGAAUUGGUUGGAAGUCAUGGCUCUCAUGGUAGUAGUAAAAGUGGUAAAUCAGCACACGGCUCAAAAAGUCGAAAAAGUGAAAAUAAUAGUAAACUGCAAUUACCACCAUCGCCACCAAACCGACCACCAUUACCACCCAAUCGUCCACCAUCACCGCCAGUCCGACCACCAUUACCGCCAAUCCGACCACCAUCACCGCCGAACCCACCGCCAUUGCCGCCAAUCCGACCACCAUCACCGCCAAUCCGACCACCAUUACCGCCAAACCCACCGUCAUUGCCGCCAAUCCGACCACCAUCACCGCCAAUCCGACCACCAUCACCGCCGAACCCACCGCCAUUGCCGUCAAUCCGACCACCAUCACCGCCAAUCCGACCACCAUUACCGCCGAACCCACCGCCAUUGCCGCCAAUCCGACCACCAUCACCGCCAAUCCAACCACCAUCACCGCCAAUCCGACCACCAUCACCGCCGAACCCACCGCCAUUGCCGCCAAUCCGACCACCAUCACCGCCGAACCCACCGCCAUUGCCGCCAAUCCGACCACCAUCACCGCCAACCCGACCACCAUUACCGCCGAACCCACCGCCAUUGCCGCCAAUCCGACCACCACCACCUCCAACACCUCUACCGAAAACAACGCGUCGUCAUAAUGAUCUUUACCCGCAAAUUACUACACCUGUUCCUAAACCGCCUGCGCCUCCUGCUACUAGCCCUCCGUUACCUGUUCCUGAACUACCGGCGCCUCCUGCUACUAGCCCUUCGUUACCUGUUCCUGAACCACCGGCGCCUCCUGCUACUAGCCCUCCUACCACGUCCCGAAGUCCUCUGUCAUCGCCGAAAUCUCAGGAGGAUGGAGCCCUGCUCUUCCCCAAAGAGGACGUCAAACCGCCCAGAAAGCCCAAAGAUCAAUGUGAGGCCUCGACACCGCCUUGCUGUGAGCAGGGGAAACAACUGCUACGUCUUACCAACGCCAAAGGUGUAAAGUCACUUGAGGGACGGCUGGAGGGAGUUAGUGCCGACAUCGCUAAGGCGGCGGGCAAAAACAAGAAAAAGACCUGCAGUGCGACGGCCAUCAUCGCGGCCAACUUUGAGCCGUUGGACGAUGACGGAUGUAGCGGAUGUCAGGAGGCGCCCGGUUGUGGCCGCCGUAUGUUAAAGGUCCGUCUAGAGCUGUCACCCGCCAAGAGGAGCGCGUGGAUGUUUCAUGUCGCCGGAAGUGAGGAAAACAAUGGAGACAGAAAAAUCGGCAAAAGUAAAAGCGCAGAACUUCAAGGCUGCUUACCAAGCAUCGACGUGUUUGCUAACAACCGCUGUUCCAAUGCCCUAGACUCCAUUCAUUUGAAAGACAGUCUACACGAUUCCGUACAGACGGUCACAUUGUAUAUCAGUCAUCAGCACAUCCGGGUCACCAACGACCGAGGACUCGACUACAGACUUUGUCACGAAUGCCUAUUUGACCUCAAUGCAAAUACACCGGAGAGUUCCAAUUCCAAGUCGGAGAAAAGCGGAAACAGCCGAGAGAAAAAACGUCACGGAAACGUCGCGUAUAUUGGGCUUAAUAGGGUUGUUGGAAGUGCUUCGCGGGCCGGAUAUGGCAUCUGCUCAGCCGAAAUUUCUUGGGCGUGUCCCUGGUGUGAAUAA
Molecule: messenger RNA, 2613 nt
Organism: Mya arenaria
Lineage: Eukaryota; Metazoa; Mollusca; Bivalvia; Myida; Myidae
Product: histone-lysine N-methyltransferase SETD1B-like
Exons: 5
Coding region: 1-2613 (870 amino acids)
Source: RefSeq, a predicted model, not a curated record